AUGAUCCGACUGCACCGCAACUUGGAGGGGCCGUUCCAGUGUCGUUGCUUCCGCCGUAGUGCUACAACUCACCGCGUUGGCACCGGAGGAAAUGUAGAGGGAGUCGUGGCUUCUUCUUACUCGUCCCACGCCAGAGACAUAACUGCCUCUCCCACAGUUCCGACGCUCUGUGGAGAUCGAGGUCAUGAUGGAAACGAACCUGAAGAGCCAGGGGGCGGGAAAAGGCAGAGGCAGCCUGAGCACGGAGCGGCAGCCGCGUCGUCUGCCACGUACAAAACAACGCGUAAACGAACUGCGGAGAUCAAGGUAAGGAAGCGCGCUCCUUGGGGCAUGCAGCAACUACGUGAUUCGUGGAGCGUGGACGCCAUGACAAAGGGAGACAGAGAAAAUAUGAGCGAGCGUAUUCACAGGGAAUAUCGUUACCACCCGGAGGAGUUCCGCCGGAACCACAUUAAGGUGGCAGCGCUGCUCACAAUCCCCGCGCUUUUAAUUGGUGCGUUUAGUGGCUAUUUCUAUCAGACGGGGCGGCCCCUGUGGGAGGCUGAUCCACAAUACCUGUUGAAUAUGAUAAGGCAGAUGGAUGCUUCACCGCGCAGCACGCUUCAUCCCUACAAACUUGAGGAAACAGAGGUGCUCCCCGCGCACGUGAAGGCAUACAGGGAAAAGAAUUGGGAAAAACGUCUUUUAUUGGAGGGCUAUCCCCUUGCCACCGAACGGUGA
Molecule: messenger RNA, 720 nt
Organism: Trypanosoma brucei brucei TREU927
Lineage: Eukaryota; Euglenozoa; Kinetoplastea; Trypanosomatida; Trypanosomatidae
Exons: 1
Coding region: 1-720 (239 amino acids)
Source: RefSeq, a predicted model, not a curated record